UCAGAUGUCAUUGAAGAACUUUGGAAUUUGGUACCCAGUGAUCCACCCUACAAAAUUCAUGUCAUUUGCAUCAUAGGCUUUCUCAUCACUAAAGAUGCAAAUCCCCACGAUAAUGUCCCUCUCAGUCGGCCCCCUGUUUGUACAGACAGCUCAGAUUCCCAUAACUGCCUGAGAUGCGGGAAUGAGUCAUCCUCUGCCCAAGCAGGUGGCAGUGGGCACACCUGAAGCAACAAAGUCCAGGAACAAUCAGCACAACUUAUGACUCCAGAGGAGGAAGUCCAGAGACAGAGCACCAUGACUUCUGAGAAAGGUCCUUCAACCGGUGACCCCACUCUGAGGAGAAGAAUCGAACCCUGGGAGUUUGACGUCUUCUAUGACCCCAGAGAACUUCGUAAAGAGGCCUGUCUGCUCUACGAAAUCAAGUGGGGCAUGAGCCGGAAGAUCUGGCGAAGCUCAGGCAAAAACACCACCAAUCACGUGGAAGUUAAUUUUAUAAAAAAAUUUACGUCAGAAAGACAUUUUCACCCAUCCAUCAGCUGCUCCAUCACCUGGUUCUUGUCCUGGAGUCCCUGCUGGGAAUGCUCCCAGGCUAUUAGAGAGUUUCUGAGUCAGCACCCUGGUGUGACUCUAGUGAUCUACGUAGCUCGGCUUUUUUGGCACAUGGAUCAACAAAACCGGCAAGGUCUCAGGGACCUUGUUAACAGUGGAGUAACUAUUCAGAUUAUGAGAGCAUCAGAGUAUUAUCACUGCUGGAGGAAUUUUGUCAACUACCCACCUGGGGAUGAAGCUCACUGGCCACAAUACCCACCUCUGUGGAUGAUGUUGUACGCACUGGAGCUGCACUGCAUAAUUCUAAGUCUUCCACCCUGUUUAAAGAUUUCAAGAAGAUGGCAAAAUCAUCUUACAUUUUUCAGUCUUCAUCUUCAAAACUGCCAUUACCAAACGAUUCCGCCACACAUCCUUUUAGCUACAGGGCUGAUACAUCCUUCUGUGGCUUGGAGAUGAAUAGAAUGAUUCCGUGUGUGUACUGAUUCAAGAACAAGCAAUGAUGACCCACUAAAGAGUGAAUGCCAUUUAGAAUCUAGAAAUGUUCACAAGGUACCCCAAAACUCUGUAGCUUAAACCAACAAUAAAUAUGUAUUACCUCUCGCAGUUUCUGUGGGUAAGGAAUUUAGAA
Pan troglodytes (chimpanzee) is the source of this 1177-nucleotide messenger RNA. It is a transcript of the gene APOBEC1, whose product is annotated as apolipoprotein B mRNA editing enzyme catalytic subunit 1. The coding region runs from base 259 to 1005 and encodes 248 amino acids. Gene Ontology annotation, molecular function: RNA binding; zinc ion binding; cytidine deaminase activity. Gene Ontology annotation, biological process: cytidine to uridine editing. Lineage: Eukaryota; Metazoa; Chordata; Mammalia; Primates; Hominidae. Gene Ontology annotation, cellular component: cytoplasm; nucleus. The transcript is spliced from 5 exons. The record is from RefSeq and is a predicted model, not a curated record.